This is a messenger RNA of Spinacia oleracea (spinach), 2400 nucleotides long. RefSeq lists its product as uncharacterized. The record is from RefSeq and is a predicted model, not a curated record. The transcript has 5 exons. Gene Ontology annotation, molecular function: nucleic acid binding; RNA-DNA hybrid ribonuclease activity. Lineage: Eukaryota; Viridiplantae; Streptophyta; Magnoliopsida; Caryophyllales; Amaranthaceae. The coding region runs from base 1 to 2400 and encodes 799 amino acids.
AUGGUAAUAUCCGGAGGGAUAGCGGCAGGAGAACCAUGUAAGGAGGGACGACAAAAAGGCCCACCUCAUCUUCGCCCAGCACAGAGGAACCUACCCUCUGUAGAAAUUUCCGAAGACGACUAUAGAAGGGCGGCCACACCAUAUGAUGAUGAUCCUCUGGUUAUUGAGGUUAAGGUGGAUAAUCUUAAGGUAAAGAGAGUACUGGUGGAUGUGGGAAGCUCGUCUGACAUAAUCAGUCUGCAAUGCCUGCGGAAAUUAAGACACAAUCCAGGAGACAUAGAGCAAGUUUACGGGCCCUUGGUAGGAUUCAGGGGGAGCAUAGUUCGUCCAAUCGGUUCCAUUUUGCUGCCGGUUUCUUUUGGAAUUCCCCCAGUAAUCAAAGAAGUUGCCAUCAGGUUGGCAAAUCUCACCACAUUCAGCAUCAUACUUGGUCGUCCAACACUCAACGACCUAAAAGCUGUGAUCGUCCCUCAUUUACUAUUGGUAAAAUUUGUUGGAAGCAACGGACGCGUUGGAUCCCUCUAUGGAAAUCAACAGUUGGCCAGGGAUUGUUACUUGUCGACGUUGGAACCAACGGCAUGGGGAGCUUCUCCGAAGGGAAAGGAACAAACUAAACCUCCAGCGAGUCGCCGUAAAACCCGGAAAAUUCCGACAGAGCACAAUGCAGAAAGACGACCUGAGCCAGUGGGAGCACUUUAUGAUGUAAUUCUGGACUUAGCGGAUCCGUCUCGAACAGUCCCCAUUGGGGUCCACCCUGACGACCCCAUGUCAGCAGCGUUAGUGCAGCUACUCCAAGAAUAUAAGGAGAUAUUUUCCUUCACAGUAGAGGAGAUGCCCGGUAUAAACCCGGCGGUGGCCGUGCAUAAGUUGAAUGUGGACAGUACUGUGAAGCCAGUACGACAAAAGAAAAGGAAUCAUGGAGAAGCAAGAAAUUUGGCCGCCGCUGCCGAGGUCAAGAAACUAAUGGAUGCAGACUUCAUACGCCCAUGCCAGUACCCAGACUGGGUAGCCAACGUAGUCUUGGUACCCAAGCCCAAUAAGACGUGGAGAAUGUGCGUUGAUUACACUGAUCUUAAUAAAGCAUGUCCUAAAGACAGCUUCCCACUGCCGAAGAUAGACCGACUCGUCGACUCCACUGCUGGACAUGCCAUGAUAAGUUUCAUGGACGCCUACUCCGGAUUCCACCAAAUUCCAUUAUGGCCCGAAGAUCAGGAGAAGACGUCUUUCGUCACAGAACAAGGAUUGUACUGCUACAAACAGAAGAAGGAUCACCUUGACGACUUGAGAGAAACCUUUGAAACCGUCAGGACAUACCAGAUGAGACUUAAUCCCAAGAAGUGCAUAUUUGGGGUAUCUUCUGGCAAGUUCCUUGGCUUCCUGAUUGACGAAAGGGGCAUUGAAGCAAAUCCGGACAAAGUGCAAGCGGUCAUUGAUAUGACGUCGCCAAGGACGGUUAAAGACGUGCAACGCCUCACUGGGUGUCUCGCCGCCUUGGGACGAUUCUUAUCUAGAGCUGGAGACAAGUGUAACUACUUUUUCAGUACCAUCAAAAAGAGGACCCAGUUUGAGUGGACGACGCAAGCUGAGGCUGCCUUCCUCCGUCUAAAAGAACAUCUGCACACCUUGCCACGGCUGGUCAGCCCUCUCUUGGGGGAAGUUUUGUAUCUGUAUCUUGCCAUCUCAGAAUACGCGCUAAGCGCCGUCUUGCUUACAGAGAGGGAGGGAACGCAACUACCUGUUAAGAAGCUUCGUCCAUAUUUCUUGGCCCAUCGAUUGGUGGUAUACACGGAUCAACCGCUUAAGCGACCUUUCACCAACCUUGAAGCGUCAGGAAGAAUGCUCAAUUGGGCAAUUGAGCUUCACGCGUUUGAUAUCUCAUAUGAACCAAGGAAGUGGAUAGUGCAUGUGGACGGCUCUGCUACUCAGAACGGGUCAGGAGCCGGCAUUUUCUGUGAGUCACCAGAAGGAGAUAUCUAUGAAUAUGCAAUGCGAUUCAACUUUCAGGCGUCAAACAACGAAGCCGAAUACGAAGCCCUGAUAUGUGGAAUUCAGAUGAGCAGAGCCGCAGGGGCAGCAGACGUCCUCGUUUUGUCUGACUCGCAAUUAAUUGUCAGUCAGGUCAAAGGAGAGUAUGAGGCUAAGGACGAGGCCAUGAUAAGAUAUUUGAAAAAAGUCCGCCAAGAAGCCCAACAGCUGUCUAACUUUGAAGUAAAACACAUCCCCCGGUCUGAAAACAACAAGGCAGACGCUUUAUCUAAACUGGCAAGCUCAGCAUCCUGCGACACGCCACGUCACGUAUUCUGGGAGCCGGUCUUGCUAAGAAAUCCUUCUGAAAAGAAUGUCAUCAAAACUCUCGGAGAAAUGCAAACUAAUGCUCUCCCAAAAAGACUAGUCGUUUAA